Molecule: messenger RNA, 7654 nt
Organism: Stegostoma tigrinum
Lineage: Eukaryota; Metazoa; Chordata; Chondrichthyes; Orectolobiformes; Stegostomatidae
Product: interferon-induced protein with tetratricopeptide repeats 5-like
Exons: 2
Coding region: 89-1546 (485 amino acids)
Biological process (GO): defense response to virus
Cellular component (GO): cytosol
Molecular function (GO): protein binding
Source: RefSeq, a predicted model, not a curated record
CAGAGAAGAAAGCACAUCGAGCACUGUUCUCUAUCAACUCACUGGUGAACGUUCUGGUGAAGCACAAAUUUGCAAUUUGAUCAACAUAAUGAGUGCCAGAGAGAAGGAGUCGUUCAAAGUGAAUCUUGAUCAGCUUCAAUGUCACUUCACAUGGAAUCCAAAGAAAAAAAACAUUGACUUGCAUGAUCUGAAACAAAGACUAGAAGAUUCAAUACAGACAAAUGUGAAACCUCAAGCCAGAUUGUACAACCAACUUGCUUUUAUAAAUUGUCUGCAAGGAAACUGUGAAAAGGCAAUUCAGAAUUUAAAGGAAGCUGAAAAGAUUCUAAAGGAGAAUUAUAAAGAUGAAUUUGAAAAAAGAAUGAUCAUCACCUAUGGAAACUAUGCCUGGGUUUAUUAUCACAUGGAACGACUGGAAGAGGCUCAGUCCUACCUCGACAAGCUGGAGACGGUCUGUAAACUAUUUCCUGAAGCCUCCCAGUUUACAGCAAUGAUACCCGAGGUUUAUGGGGAGAAGGGUUGGUCACUGUUGAAAUCUGCUGGCCAAUAUUAUGAAGAGGCAAAGGAAUGUUUUAAAAAGGCUUUGGAGAAAGAUCCUGACAACAUUGAGUGGAACAUUGGUUAUGCUACUGUUCUGUCUCGCCUGGAAGCAUUUUCUGGGACCCCAGAGAGUCGAGAGCCCACUCAGUCAGUGAAACAAUUUAGGCGUGUGCUGGAGCUUGACCCUGAUCAUACUGAAGCCAUGGUGCUGUUAGCUUUAAAACUACAAGAGUUCAGUCAAGAGGAGGAAGCAUUCACAUUGGUGGAGAGAGCAUUGCAGAAGUCCCCUGAUCUCCCACAUGUGCUUCGAUAUGCUGCCAAGUUUUACAGAAACAAUGGAGAUGUUGAAAAAGCUUUGAAAGUGUUGAAGACAGCAAUGGAAAUUACUCCAAACUCCACCUUCUUGCACCAUCAAAUCGGCCUGUGCUACAGAAAGAAACUAAUGUCACUGCUCAAAAAUCCACUCAGUAGAAAUCCCCUUGAUCCUGCUUUUCAACAGAAAACUGAAUUGAUCAAACUUUGCAAGUCUCAUUUUAAAAAGGCAUUUGAGCAUCGGCCCUUAACCUUUAUUAAGGCACAACUGGAUUUUGCAGGAAUAUGUUCAAUAAAUGAAGAGUAUCCUGAAGCAGAGAAGAUCUACACCAAUCUCCUGAAACUGAAAGAUAUCCGUCCCGAGAAUAGGCAAGCAAUAUGUUUACAGGCUGGAUUAUUUCAACUGUAUCAGAAAAGAACAGAAUCAAAAGCCAUCGCCCAUUUUCUGGAAGGAAUGAAAGUUGAUUAUAAUUCAGUGGAAAGAAAAAAGUGCCGUGAAAAUUUGGAGAGGAUCGCAACAAGACGACUUCACAGGAACACACGAGAUAGUCAGGCUCUGGGUGUUCUUGGCUUCCUGCAUCAACUGGAUGGGAAGAAACGCAAAGCCAUUGAAUACUUUGAAAAGGCCUUGGAAUUUGAUCAAGGCAAUGAAGAAUAUCUCAGUGCUCUUUGUGAAUUACGCCUUUCCAUCUAGCUCAGCAUUGAAUUUCCCAGCUAAAACAUAGCCCAAAGAUGAAUUAAUACUCUCGAAACUAUAAUCAGCUAUUACCUGGUAUCCACUUCAUAGGUUCAGUUAGAUAUUUUUCAAUUGAUCAUAUUAUUCAUGUGUCCAAUUUUCAGAUGGGUAAUUAUAUUGUAAUUAUUCCAAAUCUCGAUGCUUCGUCAAGAAUUUUGUCCUCACUGGCAAUGAACCAUUAGUUUCUGAUGCCCAAGAUUUUUUGUUGUGAGUAGAAGGAAACAAAAUGCAUUUGCAUUUUUUGGGAUUUGCAUUAAUUGAUUCAAUUGGACAGAGAUGAAAAGAAAGAGAUUUCGAUCCAAUUACAAACAUUUCUUGAGCCUGAUUUAAACUCCAGAUUGGUUUCAGAUGUGUGGUGAAGGAGUUUCAAAACUGACCUUUCGCUGCUGAUGUCUGUCUGAGAGUAUUUUAAAUUCCAAACUGCUGGCAAGCAAUGUUCAGGUUGGUGUUUUGCAGGAGAUUCUGCAUGGGAUGCAAAAGGAAUAUAUGGACAACCAGUGUGUGGAAGUCCCCAAGUUAUCAUUUUGCUGCCCGGUGGGGAAAUUUAUGUCCAAAGUAAAGUUAACAUUUUUCUUUGUUUCUCUCCAGAGUUCCCUCGUGGACUCUACCAAAAGCUGCCCCAGAAAACCACUUGGUAGACCUUCCACAAAUUCCUUUCGUUGGAAUCCAUGAACAACCCGGUUUUCGCUGACCACCUGUACAUCGAGUACCCCUUGAUUGUUAGAAUAGUGCCCUCCUGACAUGCUUCUUCUAUCUCCCAAUUUAUUUUAUUCCCAAACUCUGACUAUUGCUAGGUGGCCUGAACAUAACACCCAUCAGCAUCCUUUUUCCCUUUGCGGUUCCCCUGCUGUACCCACACGGAUUCUAUACCUUCCGACUCUAUAUCACUCCUUGCUCUCGAUUUAAUUUCAUUUCUUACUGAAAAGGCAACCCCAUCUGCUCUGCCCAUCAGCGUGUUCUUUCAAGAGAGCCGAGAUCUUUGAAUGUUUCAUUUCCAGCCCUGAUCCCCUUAGAGCCACAUUUCUGUGAUACCCACAGCAUCGUUCUAUUUUCAACUUGCAUUACAAGCUCAUUUACAAUGUUUUGUGUGCUGUGUGCAGUUGAGUAGAACACUCUCAAUCCUGCAAUGACUGCCCCAUUAUCAUAAUUGUCCCUUUGAAUUGUUGCUUGAAGUUAGAUUCCUGACCUUUUCCAUGCUUUGGCCUAGUACUUAUUCCGGAAACUUUAAUAGCCUCUGCUGAACCAUUACCCUUUAACUUUUACCAUAAUUUUCCAAGCAACAGAGCCCAACCCCCCACUACUUAAUAUAAAAUCCUAUCCACAGCCCUGGAUGUGCACGGUGAAAGAAUUCUGGGCCCAGCAUGGUUCACAGCCCAGCCCAUCGAUAGAACUCCCUCCUUCUCCAGGACUGGGGCCAAUGUUCAAUGAAUUCAAACCUGUCUCUCCCACACCAAUCACGUGUUUAUCUCUUUGUAUUGUUGACCCUGUGCCAAUUUGCUCGUGGCUCAGAGCUUGUUAACUUUUCGGUUCUGCUUUUUAAUUUCACCCCUAGCUACUCAUAUUCCCUCAGCAGAACCUCUUUCAUCUUUCCACCUAUGUCGUUGGUACCUACAUGGGACAUGACAAUGGGAUCUAUCGCAUCCCACUUCAAGUUUCUCUGCAGAGGAGAUAUCCUGAACGGGCAAUCCUAUCCUGUCAGGCAAUACAACAUCUGGCACUGUUGAUAACACAGUGUGGAGCUGGAGGAACAUAUCAGGCAACGCAGCGUCAGAGAGACAGGAAGGUUGAGGUUUCGGGUCAGGACCCUUCUUUCCUGUUCCUCUCAUGCUGCCUGGCCUGCUGUGUUAUAGUGUGUUAUCUCUGAUUCCAACAUCGGCACUUCUUACUAUCUAUGGGACUGUUGAUCCUGUUUAUUCAUAGAACAUAGAACAUUGAACAAUACAGCACAGAACAGGCCCUUCAGCCCUUGAUGUUGCGCCGAUCUGUGAAUUAAUCUAAGCCCAUCCCCCUAAACAAUCCCAUCAUUAUCCAUAUGCUUAUCCAAGGACUGUUUAAAUGUCCCUAAUGUGGCCGAGUUAGCUACAUUGGCAGGCAGGGCAUUCUACACCUUUACCAUUCUCUGAGUAAAGAAUCUGUCUUAAAUCUAUCACCCCUCAAUUUGCAGCUAUGCCCCCUCGUACAAGCCGGCGUCAUCAGCCUCGGAAAAAGACUCUCAAUGACCACCCUAUCUAAUCCUCUGAUCAUCUUCUAUUUCUCUAUUAAAUCACCUGUCAGCCUUCUUCCCUCCAAUGAGAAAAGUCCCAAGUCCCUCAGCCUCUCUUCAUAAGACCUUUGCUCCAUACCAGGCAACAUCCUGGUAAAUUUCCUCUGUACCUUUUCCAAUGCUUCCACAUCCUUCCUGUAAUGGGGCGACCAGAACUGCACGCAAUAUUCCAAAUGAGGCCACACUAGUGUUUUGUACAGUUGCAGCAUGACAUCACAGCUCCAGAACUCAAUCCCUCUACCAAUAAAACCUAACACACCGUAAGCUUUCUUAACAGCACUAUCAAACUGGGUGACUUCUUUCAGGGAUCUAUGUACAUGGACACCAAGAUCCCUCCGCACAUCCACGUUACCAAGAGUCUUUCCAUUGACCCAGUAUUCUGCCUUCCUAUUAUUCUUCCCAAACUGAAUCACAUCACAUUUAUCUGCAUUGAACUCCAUUUGCCACCUUCCAGCCCAAUUCUGCAGUUUGUCCAAGUCUCCCUGCAACCUGCAACAUUCUUCCACACUGUCCACCACUCCAUCAACUUUAGUGUCAUCUGCAAACUUACUAACCCAUCCACCUAUUCCUGCGUCCAAGUCAUUUUUAAAAAUGACAAACAACAGUGGCCCCAAAACAGAUCAAUGAGGCACACCACUAGUAACCGGACUCCAGGCUGAAUAUUUUCCAUCAACCACCACUCAUUGCCUUCUGACAGAAAGCCAGUUUCAAAUCCAAACUGCUAAAUCUCCAUCAAUCCCAUGCCUCCGCAUUUUCUCCAACAGCCUACCAUGUGGAACCUUAUCAAAGGCUGUACUGAAGUCCACGUACACCAUGUCAACUGCCCUACUUUUGUUUACAUGCUUGGUCACCUUCUCAAAAAACUCAAUGAGGUUUGUGAGACACGACCUGCCCUUGAAUCCAUGCUGACUAUCUCCAAUCAAAUUGUUGCUUGCUAGAUGAUUAUAAAUCCUAUCUCUUUUAAUCCUUUCCAAAACUUUUCCUACAACAGAUGUAAGGCUCCCUGACUGUACUAUCCCUGAUUAGAACUGCAUUUCUCUUCUCUCCACAAUUGAAUGUUUCCCUGUACCAUGGUGCUAAGAUCAGUUUGCUCAUCCUCCUUACACCACUCUCAUCCGUGCAGGGAGCAAGAAGUCAAACCUGUUAGACAAGCUCAAGGGCUAAGGCUCCUUCAGCACCGCACCCUGGUUCAUUCUACCUGCCUCGCUUGUAGUCACUCUCCUGUGCCCAUUCACUGACCAAUUUCAAGGGAGUUAAUCUAAAAGAUGUGACUGCCUCCUGAAACACGGCACCCAGGCGACUCUCCCCCUCCUUGCAAUGUCACAGUGUUUGAAGCUCAGACUCCAGCGCAUCAACUCUGGGCCACAGUUCCCCAAACAACCAACACUUGCUACAGAUAUUGUUACUAAGGUUUUGGAGAUGAUUUGUAGCUCGGUUUGUGGAUGUUGUGGUUAGUUCGGCCGCUGAGCUGGUUCAUUGCUGUUCCGCAGACAUUUUGUUUCCCUGCUGAGUAACAUCAUCAGUGCAGCCUCCGCUGAAGCGCAAUUGUGUUUUCUUGCCUUACAUCAGGAACACAUUGAAACUAACCACAAGACUCCUAUGACCGAUGGGCAUCAGAGUAGCACACAAACAGACAUCAACCCUACAACAACUGCUCACCCGAAACAAAGACUCACAACCCACUCUGGACAGGACCAAUGCCAUAUACAAGAUUCCCUGCAGAGACUGUGACAAACACUACAUUGGACAAACAGUUAGGAAAUUAAAUACAAGAGUACAUGAACAUCAACUGGCUACAAAAAGACAUGACCAUAGAACAUAGAACAUCGAACAAUACAGCACAGAACAGGCCCUUCGGCCCUCGAUGUUGUGCCAACCUGCGAACAAAUCUAAGCCCAUCCCCCUACACUAUCCCAUCAUCAUCCAGAUGCUUAUCCAAGGACUGUUUCAAUGCCCCUAAUGUGGCUGAGUUAACUACAUGGUAUGCAGGCUCACUUAUCUCUAUCCACAUGGAUAAGGAGAAAUACCAAUUCGAUUGGGACAACUCCAAGAUCCUGGGAUGAGAAAAGCAGAGACAGGUAUGGGAGUUCCUAGGAACCUGGUACUCCAUGAAGAAAGCCAUCAAUAAACACAUAGAACUCAACCCCAUUUGUACUCCAUUGCGAAGGAAAUUCAGAAGUGAGGUAAUCCACCCCACGGACUCCAGAGUUUAAAAACGUUUCGGGAAAACACAACGGCGCUUCAUCAGAGGCUGCACUGAGGAUGUUACCCGGCAGGGUAAUGAAACAUUUGUGGAACAACAACGAUCCAGCUCAGUGAACCAACCAACUAAAAGAUGUGGUUACUACGAACCACAAUGAAGGUCACCAGCUCCAACGUCAUGCAGUUACAAUACAUCACCUGGCCCUGCGUAGUGGCGGAUUAGCAAUGAUAUCUUCAAAUCAGAUCCUUAAGGGUUUAUUAUUGAAGGUUGAUCAGACAUGACAAUGAGCAACUGAAGACAAGUGGAGAGUUAGUGGUCGUUUUGGUUGUUGGAGAACUAUGUGACAUGACCAUUCAGAGGAUGGUUGUCUGGGAAAGUAGUGAAAGCACACAGAACAGUAUCAAUAUCAGGGACUCUGCAGCACUCAAUGUCCCUCAGACCGAGAUUGCAAACGGUGCCAGGAAACCCGAGUUCUCCACACUAUCCAUUCUAAAGUGGGGUCACCAAAGGGCAGAAGGCAACAAGACUUCAAGUUCUGAGGAAAGGUCAGCAGACCCGAAACGUUAACUCUGUCUUUCCCUUCAUCGAUCCUGUCCCAUCUGCUGAGUUUUUCCAGCAACUUUGUUUUUGUUCCUGAUUUACAGCAUCUGCAGUUCUUUCAUUUUUUAUGUUUUUGUUUAAACAAUGAGACUCGUUGUUCAAUAUCUUGAAUAUGCCUAAGAUAGCUAUUCCUCAUGACUCACUUUACCUUUAAUGGCCAGAAUAAUGAACAAAUCAACGGGUUACCUGUGGGGUCACCAUCUCUAGCAGAAGAACUGAUGCAGAGACUUGAACACAUGGCCCUUUUGCAGAUCCAACCCAAACUAUGGAUCCGAUACAUGGGCAACACUUCCGUCAUCAUCAAAAGAAUUAAACCAAAAGAAUUACACCAACUUAUAACACCAUUUUCACCGGCAUCAAAUUCAAGAGAAGAAGAAAAGAACAAACAACUGCCACCCAUGGACGUGAUGAUAGAACGCAGGGCCAACAGGGAAUGGAAUUUCUGGCCAAAUUAUACACUGAGGCCAUACACACGGAUCAAGUCCUAAAUUUCAACAGUAACCACCCUAAUACCCAUAAAUGGAGUUGCAUGAAAGCACUGUUCAAACGAGCCACAACACAGGAAUUUCUAGAGGUUUGGUUCUCCACCAAGAAGGCCAUCAAUAAACACAUAGAAUUAGCCUCCAGAUACAUACCACUACAAAGAAAAACCAGAAAUGAGGUAAUCACCUCCAAUGGACCCCAGAGCUUAAAAACCAGGCGGGAAAUCUCAAUGGCGCUUCGUUGGAAUCUGCACUGAUGUUGUUACCGAGCAGGGUAAUGGAACGUUUGCAAACUGAUGAACCAGCUCGAUGAGCCAACCAACCACAGCAUCCACAACCCGAGUGACAGAUCUACUCGACAACAUUACGUCUAAGAUAGUUUAAUAGAUCCACUCAUUAGUUUGCGUAUAUUUCUAAUCUACCUAAGGUAGAUUGCACAUCAUUAAUGUAUCUUUAAAACUUAGUAUAUAUUUGUUGCUUAAUAUAUCUAUAUAUUUACUGAAAAACGUGUGCUUUAU